Molecule: messenger RNA, 546 nt
Organism: Mesorhabditis spiculigera
Lineage: Eukaryota; Metazoa; Nematoda; Chromadorea; Rhabditida; Rhabditidae
Source: the annotation of a GenBank genome assembly
AUGCUCGACCUGAAGGAAUUGCGUGUUAAUGCUAACCCAUCGCAUGAAUGUACCUCGUGGGGAGCCGGGAAGGGUGGCAGCUCGCCUCCAUUCGCUUCGAGGAAGUCACGCCAACAAGCAAAGUACCAGAAAAAGCUCGCCCGUGAUCUGCGGCUCGACUUCCUCGAAGCGAAUGGAGGCGAGCUGCCACCCUUCCCGGCUCCCCACGAGGUCGAGCAUGCCGUCGAGUGGGACUUUACAUCCGACCCGAGCCAGACCAGGCCGCCCUUCGGUGAUGAGAAAGGAGAAGGAGAAGGAGAGAAAAAAGAGGAGAGGCAGGAACCGUUCGUGCACACGCCCGCCGCCCCCGUCGCCACUGGCCCAGCUGAUUUUCCUGAGCCCCCUCCUGCUGCCGUUUUGCCACCGGAUGCUCGAGAAGUCGAUGGGCAAGCCGCGGCUGCUCCGGGACACGCUACUACUCGCCUCGUCGCUGCCGGACCCGUUUUCUGGAACAUCAAACAGAAUUUCCUAACCGUAAAAAUACGCAUUUAUAUUAGCCUAUUUGAA